Molecule: messenger RNA, 5136 nt
Organism: Pseudophryne corroboree (corroboree frog)
Lineage: Eukaryota; Metazoa; Chordata; Amphibia; Anura; Myobatrachidae
Product: sodium/calcium exchanger 1-like
Exons: 7
Coding region: 243-2978 (911 amino acids)
Biological process (GO): sodium ion transmembrane transport; cell communication; calcium ion import across plasma membrane
Cellular component (GO): postsynapse; axon; sarcolemma
Molecular function (GO): calcium:sodium antiporter activity
Source: RefSeq, a predicted model, not a curated record
UUCCAUCCCUACGCUCCUCUAUCUCACACUCUUGCUUCCCCUCCUCUCCCUCCUUACAGUGCAGUGUGUAUAUGCUCAUAGCUGCAGUAUACAGGGACACAGAGAUUUUUUUGUGUGGCACUGACAGAGACGCAUACACUCAUGCCUAUUCACAUGCUAGAAGACUUAUGUUCUCCUCACACAUGCGUGCUUUCACACAUGCCAGCUUGUCGUGCCGCUGAGAGGGGGAUGCACAACGGUGGAUGCACAAGGUGAUCCAACAGUUACCUAUCCCUCUCUUUCCUUCUCUUUCCACCAUGUCCUUUUUCCUUCUUUCCCUGUUGCUCCUCCCUUCAACCCUUAUUGCUUCUACAUCUUCUCCAAACUCUUCCACCUGUGGACCAAGCCCUGAACAAAAUGGAGAGUGUGCAGAUGGUGUUCUCCUACCUGCAUGGCUACCACAUCCCCCCUCUACAGGUGAUCGGGCAGCACGUGCCAUUGUUUACUUUGUGGCACUUGUCUACAUGUUCUUGGGAAUGUCCAUCAUAGCUGAUCGCUUUAUGGCAUCCAUUGAGGUCAUCACUUCCCAAGAACGCAGAAUCACAUUCCGACGACCAAAUGGGGAGGUGACUGUGACAAGUGUACGUCUUUGGAAUGAAACAGUUUCAAACCUAACGUUAAUGGCGUUAGGCUCCUCAGCUCCAGAAAUUUUGCUUUCCAUAAUUGAGGUAGUUGGAAGAGGCUUUGAAGCAGGUGACAUGGGCCCCAGCACCAUCGUAGGCUCAGCUGCCUUUAACAUGUUUGUGAUAAUUGGCCUUUGCGUGACAGUAGUCCCUGAUGGUGAGAGUCGUCGAAUCCGUCAUCCACGUGUCUUUGCAGUCACUGCAUUUUGGAGUGUCUUUGCCUAUGUUUGGCUUUUCCUGAUUUUGUCUUGGUCUUCUCCUGGAGAGGUUGAGGUGUGGGAAGCUCUCCUGACAUUCUUCUUCUUCCCAGUGUGUGUUCUGCAAGCCUGGCUGGCAGAUAGACGUUUGUUGUUUUACCGUUUUUCAGGACGAAGGGAAGGUCGAGCAAAGUAUAGGGCUGGCAAAAGCCGAGGAGUUCUUGUAGGUGCAGAAGAUACAGGUGGUCAAGAGGAUGUAGGGGAAAUGAGAAUGGCUGGUGGUGAAAGAAGCGCAGAUUUUGAAGAAGAAGAAGAAGAAGAGGAACGGAGGGAUAUGGCUAGAGUAUUUAAAGACAUGCGUCAACGAUAUCCUGGAAAAGACAUGGAACAAUUGAUGGAGUUGGCAAAUUACCAGGCACUUGUGCAGCAGCAAAAAAGCAGAGCAUUUUAUAGGAUUCAGGCCACAAGGAUGAUGAUUGGUGCAGGCAAUGUACUAAAGAAGCAUGCAGCAGAUCAAGCAAGGAGGGCUUUGACAGAUGGUGGAUCCAGAGAUGGUGAAGGGGGUGGGAGAGGGGAGGAAGAGGAACGUUGCACAGAGAUGGAAUUUGAACACACGCAUUACCAAUGUUUUGAAAAUUGCGGAACAGUUAGUGUGUGGGUUUUGUGCAAGAGAGCAGAUGGUGAAGGGGCAGUUCAGGUAGAUUACAGGACUGAAGAUGGAACAGCCAAUGCAGGGUCAGACUAUGAGUUGGCAGAGGGCACACUUGUGUUCCAGCCUGGAGAAACUAAGAAGGAGCUACGCCUGGGUAUCAUUGAUGACGAUGUAUUUGAGGAAGAUGAACAUUUCUAUGUGCAACUGAGCAAUCCACGCAGGGCAAGAGGUGCAAGGGAAGGAUCGAGUAGAGUAAAGCUGGGUACUGGGAGGAGAGCCACAGUGACUAUAUUUGAUGAUGAUCAUGCUGGUAUCUUUAGCUUUGAGUCAGGAAGUAUGCGGGUGAGUGAGAGUGUUGGCACCAUGAGGGCAAAAGUGGUGAGGGGAUCAGGAGCAAGGGGAAAAGUUGUCAUACCUUACAGGACCAGUGAGGGAACUGCAAAAGCAGGAGAGGACUACCUGGAAAUGGCUGGAAAAGUGGAAUUCCAAAAUGAUGAGACCACGAGAUUCAUUGAGAUAAAGAUAAUCGAUGAUGAAGAAUAUGAAAAAAACAAGAAUUUCUUCAUUGAACUCGGAGACCCAGAAAUGCAAAGAGGAGGUGAACAUGGUGAAAAAUGGGUGGUGCCUAAUAAAGGUGAUGAGGAAAUUGCAGGGAGUCCCAGCUUGGGUGAACACCGCAAGAUGGAAGUCAUAAUAGAGGAGUCCUAUGAGUUCAAGAGCACGGUAGACAAGCUGAUUAAAAAGGCAAACUUGGCUCUGGUUGUUGGGAGCAGCAGUUGGAGAGAACAGUUUGUGAGCGCAGUCACUGUCAGCGCAGGAGAUGAUGAUGAUGAGGAGAGCAGUGAGGAAGGGCUACCCAGUUGCUGUGACUACAUCAUGCAUUUCCUGACCGUCUUCUGGAAGGUUCUCUUUGCCUUCGUGCCCCCCACUGAAUACUGGGGGGGCUGGGCCUGCUUUCUGGUCUCCAUCUGCAUCAUUGGGAUCCUCACUGCUGUCACUGGUGACCUGGCUGCGCACUUUGGCUGCACUGUUGGCCUCAAAGACUCCGUCACUGCUGUGGUCUUUGUUGCUUUGGGUACAUCUGUACCAGACACAUUUGCCAGCAAAGUGGCAGCCGUUCAGGACCCUCAUGCCGAUGCCUCCAUUGGUAACGUGACAGGUAGCAAUGCCGUCAAUGUCUUCCUGGGCCUAGGAGUGGCGUGGAGCAUUGCUUCUAUUUAUUGGGCAGGGAAGGGCCAGAGCUUCCAUGUGGCCCCGGGAAGCCUGGCUUUUUCUGUCACCCUUUUUACAGGUCUGUCUAUUGUCUGCCUCUGUGUUCUCCUUUACCGCAGACGUCCUUCAAUUGGUGGAGAACUUGGAGGUCCACGAAUUCCGAAAAUGUUGACUUCUCUUUUUUUCCUUGGGCUGUGGCUGGUGUACAUCUUACUGGCCUCACUGGAAGCUUAUUGUCACAUCCCUGGCUUUUAAAUAUUUUGUUGUCCUACGGAAAAUUAAUUUGGCUGGGCAUAAAUUAAAUUUGUCUUCCCCAGAUACUUUUAUUGGUUAAUAUACAACUUUUUAACUUUCCAUGGGACCCAACAAAUUGCACAAAUGGGACAACUAUUAGACAAGGGUAGUAGCCUUGGACAACAUAUAAUUGCUCUCCACAAUGUUAUCUUCCCAGGUUCAUUCUCAUUCUGGGGCAAUUAUAUGGAUUGCAGAAACAAGGACAACAUGAAAAGUAUUUGUCCUGCGUUUGGGCAUUUCAUUAUUACAUAUCUAUGGAGAGCACUGUUAUAUCCGAGGUUUUUUUUUUUUUGGACAAAUCUUACUGUUCUAUAUUGGGAUUGUUAUGACUCUAUUAGGCAAUAAAUAACAGCUACAUUGAUGGAGUCCGACUCUCUCAGCCAGAAAUGUUUCUCCGCUGCCAGGUGCAGUUGAUGAGGGAUAUUCCUUCUACAGGAAUCAGAACUUCCUGGCUUUACGUUUCCUGAGGCUACUGAAGUGACACAAACUGACAAAACAGAACAACCAUAUUCAGGGCUUCCACUGACCACUCUGGCCAAAAUGGGGUCUUCCUUUGUAAGGAACGGCAAUGGCAUUGGGGAAAAGUGGUGAUAGAUAAUAGGGCAAGUCUUAUUCUGGGCCACAAACAAGAUCCCCAAUAUAAUAGAUGGCAUAGGACUUGGUGUCUUGCAAUGCCAGACAGUAGAGGUCUACUAGACUUAAAAUUCAAGUUGCUUCAAAUCAAAGCGCUGUCAUCAACAUUCACAAAACUCAUGCUAGAUAUUAGUAACAAAUGAUACUUGAUGUAUAGGGGAUGUUUUUUUCCUAUGUUUACAAAACUUCUGGUUUUAGGUCUUUUGUUGGAAGUUAUUUAGGUCUUGAUCUAGAUCUAGAUCUCUAAUGAAAACUUCCAGCUAAAUAAAAUCUGGAUUGUUGUUAGAAUCUAGAAAUAGCGAAAUACAGUAUAUUUGUGAAUGUUAGUUGGUGCUCUUUUAUAUUUGACAUUCUUGUAUUUUAAGUUGCAUUGUCAAUUCAAAGCAAAAACUAGUUAUGGGCAUUGGUAGAGAGAGAGAAUUAUGCUUGUACUAUGGGAAAUAUGAAGAGGGGAUGGACUCAUUAUACAGAGGGAUAUAGAGGCCUAUAAUACUUAGAGAAAUGAGUGGGUGUAGCAGACACUGACUGAAUGCACAUUGAAAGAGAGAAGGUGGCAAAGAUAUCAUGGGAUUAUUUUUGGCACUGUGUCUUUAAGAUUGUUUCCUUGUGAGUUACCUGCACGUAAACUCACUGUAUAUUCUUUAUAAAUAAUGUGUGUGCGUGUUUGGAGCAGUGUAAUGUACAUACAACAUUUGUGUGACGUCUAUUGAUGCUGUGUAGCGUGUGUCAUUAAUCUGGGGUACUGUGUUUGAAUUUUUAGUUUGUUGCUUGUGAAGGGUAGAAUAAAGAUACACACUUAAAGACGUAUGUAGGAUUGUGGAGAGUGUGGUAUCUUUGUGGUGACAUGUUGAGGUGUAACAUUACAGGACAUACUUGCUACCAGCGUGUGGCCUGUGGCAUUGUCUGACGUGGUUUGUGUACAUACUACAUAUGUGUGUUAAGCUCUUUAAAAAUGAAUGUACAUUUCCUGUUUCUAUUCACGAAACGCUAACACUUGCUGGUGAAAUUGUGGUGGUGUCAACAGGAGAGGUCUGGCACAUUAAAGAGCUAUAGUUCCACAUGGCUCUCAAGGGUCAACUACAGAUUUGAAGGGAAGCUGGUCAGUUACUAAAGACGAUGAUCCCUACUUUUCUCUUUGGUAUGUUUUCCGUUACCAGACUUUGGUAAUAUAGAACUUUAUUUUUAUAACUGUUUAAAUGUCUUCUUAAAUAUGGCAGCUCAGAUUUUACAUUUAAAGCAACAAAUCUUUAGGGACUGUUAAAAGCUGUUAUAUUAAAAUGAGACACCUUUACCUGAAGCCUCAAUGGGGUAAUCAGUAUUACCUUUCAGUAUUGUGUGAGUGCCUUGUUCCUGUACCUGGUGCAUGUCAGUAUGUUGUGCACUGUGUAACAUAACAGUUUGAAAGGUUUAUUUCCAAAAUUGAAAAAGUACAAGUAUAUAAAAGACUAAGGGGAACAUUUACUAAGCAGUGAUAAGAGCGGAGAAG